CGAAGAGCUUAGACAGGCACAUUAAUUAAUAGGUAUAUUAAGCUAACCCGUGCUAACAAUAUACGGAGCAUUACGUAUAGAAUAGUACUCCAGCCUAAUCCCUAACGGGCAACCACAUAAUUUGAAAUUCAAACCAAAAGUUUGGAACCGGAAUUGAAAAGCCAACUUCAAACACCAAUCAAUCCGGUUUAGUAUCUGCAGUCAAGGAGUUGCAGAAAAGCUCACUACCGCAUACCAAAGAGGAAAUGGCUGAUCAGAGCAAGAAGAAGCAACACCUAAGCCUCAACCAGCGUCACACCCGCGUCCUAUUAGACCUCUCCGCAUCUCAUUCCAAAGCUCCUCCGUCUUCUUGCUUUCAUGAGGGGAGAGUUAAUUUCGGAGCCAAUGCAGAUAUGGGAAAUGAGAAGCAACAAGACGCCGUUCCCAGUUUUGGAAUUGGUUUCGAUUCUCUAUCUCCUUCUCCUUCUACUGAGGAAAAUGCAAUGAAGUCCGAGAAAAAGCUCCAAGAUAAAAAUGAAGAUGUUCCUAACUUCGGAACUGAUUUUGUUUCUCCUACCAUUUCUCCACCUCUUGAGGAACAUGCAAGUACUGCUGGUAACAAAGUCCAAGAAAAAGAAGAUGAUGUUCCUAACUUUGGCAUUGGUUUUGAUUCCCCUAUUCCUCCUCCUCCGCCUCUUGAGGAAAAUUCCACCACUGCAGAGGAAAAUCUCCAAGAAGAAAAUGACAAUGUUCUUAACUCCGAAAUCAAUUUUGAUUCUCCGAAUGCUUCCUCUCUUCCAGAACCGAAAGAAAAGGAUGGGAAGAGGAGGAUCAAAGGUCGACGUCGCCUGUGUAAAAUUGUGCAUGACAUCAACAUAAAUGAAAACGAUCCUGGUUUUGAUGAAGGGACAAAUGGUUUGGAGACUCCAGAAUUUGAUUCUUCGACCCCAGUGAGAAAUGCAGCUGCGAGUGAAUAUUCUGGUGGUGAAAAUGAAAUAAGGGAUAUCCUGAACGAUUUAAGUUCAAGACUUGAUAUUCUUUCAAUUGAUAGGACAAAGGUCCAAAAGAAGAUUGAUGGACCUGAAAACGUGGACGAAUUUCCUGAAUACGAAAGUGCUGAUUCUUCAUUUUCUGUCUCAUCAGAUGAAGAAAUGAAGAAGAAAAAUGAAGCUAAAACAGUGGCAGGAAAAUCGAAAUAUGUGGGGAAAAGUCACCCUUCCUAUCAUGUGCUAGAUGACACAGAUGAUGACUGUGUAGUUGUGAGUGAAAAAAAAGAUUUUAAAAAAUUUGGAAGACCAAACAAGUAUUCUGCACAUAAGCAUUGUCACGGUGCUGAGGUUGAUGGUCGAUGUGGAAAUAGUUUUGUCUCCGAGGAAGAGAAUCUAUUCACUUCGGAUGGUCUAAAGUUUAUGCUACCUGCAGAAGUUGCAAAUAUGUUAUAUCCUCAUCAGCGAGAUGGUUUGAAGUGGCUUUGGUCUAUCCACUCCAAAGGGAAGGGGGGCAUUUUGGGUGAUGAUAUGGGUCUGGGCAAGACAAUGCAGAUAUGUGGCUUUCUAGCCGGGCUGUUUCAUUCAAAUAUGAUUAAGAGGGUAAUGGUGGUUGCUCCAAAAACGUUAAUGCCCCAUUGGAUCAAGGAAUUAACUGUUGUAGGGCUAUCAGGGAAAAUUAGAGAAUAUUAUGGGACUAGCAUUAAGGCUCGGGACUAUGAACUCCGUUAUAUACUAGAGGAUAAAGGUGUGCUUCUCACAACUUAUGACAUUGUAAGAAACAAUGUUAAAUCUUUGUCCGGAGAUUAUUAUCACUGUGGUGAUCGAAGUGAGGAAGACGUUAUAUGGGAUUAUAUGAUUCUUGAUGAGGGGCAUUUGAUAAAAAAUCCCAGCACACAGAGAGCAAAAAGCUUACAUGAGAUACCUUCUGCUCACCGUAUCAUUAUUAGUGGGACGCCACUUCAAAACAAUCUAAAGGAACUCUGGGCUCUAUUCAACUUCUGCUGUCCUGGGUUGCUUGGUGAUAAGAAGUGGUUCAAAGAAAAAUAUGAGCAUUUUAUUCUUCGUGGAAAUGAAAAGAAUGCAUCAGACAGGGAAAAGCGUAUCAGUUCACAAGUGGCAAAGGAGUUACGAGAGUGUAUACAACCUUACUUUUUGCGGCGUCUUAAAAGUGACGUAUUUACAGAUGAUACCUCAACUGGUGUAAAGCUUUCAAAGAAAAGCGAGAUGUGUGUGUGGCUAAAAUUAACUAGUUGCCAGCGUCAACUAUACGUUGCUUUUCUAAAAAGUGAGAUAGUGCUUUCAGCAUGUGAUAGCUCGCCAUUGGCAGCAUUAACGAUCUUAAAAAAAAUCUGUGACCAUCCUCUUUUAUUGACCAAAAGAGCUGCUGAAGAAGUUUUAGAAGGGAUGGAAUCGAUCUCAUUGCCAAGCCAAGAGGAUCAAGCUAUGGCUGAAAGAUUGGCAAUGCAAAUGGCAAAAGCAGCUGAAAAAUUAGACUUUGAGGAUAGUCACAAUAUUUCUUGCAAGAUUAAUUUCAUUAUGCAGUUGCUGGAAUUUUUGAUUCCAAAUGGACACCGUGUUCUCAUUUUCUCACAAACACGGAAGAUGCUUGAUCAGAUUCAGGCCUCUUUAAUCUCUGUUGAUCUGAAAUUCUUGCGUAUUGAUGGGACUACUAAAGCUGCUGACAGAUUGAAAAUAGUUAAUAACUUUCAAGAGGGAGAUGGUGCUCCUAUCUUCCUUUUAACUUCUCAAGUUGGUGGUUUGGGGCUUACACUGACUAAAGCUGAUCGCGUGAUUGUAGUUGACCCUGCAUGGAAUCCGAGUACCGACAAUCAGAGUGUUGACCGAGCUUAUCGUAUUGGGCAAAAGAAGGAUGUAGUUGUGUAUAGAUUGAUGACCUGUGGGACAGUUGAGGAGAAGAUCUAUAGAAAGCAGGUAUUCAAGGGGGGUUUGUUUAAAACUGCAACAGAGCACAAAGAACAAAUACGCUACUUUAGUAGAGGGGAUCUACAAGAGCUUUUUAGCAUCCCGAAACAGGGGUUUGACGUCUCUUUGACUCAACAACAGUUGCAUGAAGAGCACGAUCACCACCAUGAAAUGAAAGGGUCCCUAAAAGCUGAAAUGGAGUUUCUGGGUGCUAUGGAUAUAGGGGGAGUGAGUCAACACAGUCUUCUGUUUUCAAAAACAGCCCCUGAACCAGUAGAUCAGGAUGAUGAGGAUCUCAGCGGCAGUGUAAGAGGGCCCAUAUAUGCUGGAAAGGUCUCCUCACGCUCAUCAGUGGAACCUAUUAUCAAUGAAGGGGCACAGUUCGCGUUCAAACCAAAGGAUGUGAAGAAUUUCAACAGGCCAAUGAAAGCGUCUAGUUCUGUACCACGUCAAACUGAGGCUGAAAUUAGAGAUCGAAUCAAAAGACUUUCUCAUGUUCUUUCAGAAAAGGGAGUGAAGUUGCCAGAUAAAGGAGAGAAACUGCGAAAGCAAAUAGCUGAGCUGCAUUCAGAACUUUACCAGAUUCAAAACGAAGGGGAAGAGUGUGAAGAAGUCAUUGACCUGGAUGACUUAUCUGGGAAGUUCAAAAGGGUAAUUAAUGUAUAGUGUAGUCCUUAUGAAUGUAUUUUGUAUUUUUUACUUCUAAUUUUUGUUUAAAGAUCUUGAUAAAAAAAGUCUUCCUCUAUGCUGGUUAACAGUUGGUUUUCCCAAUGGCUAACACACAUUCACG
This is a messenger RNA of Cuscuta europaea, 3681 nucleotides long. NCBI's taxonomy places the organism in Eukaryota, Viridiplantae, Streptophyta, Magnoliopsida, Solanales, Convolvulaceae. The record is from the annotation of a GenBank genome assembly.